Molecule: messenger RNA, 723 nt
Organism: Carica papaya (papaya)
Lineage: Eukaryota; Viridiplantae; Streptophyta; Magnoliopsida; Brassicales; Caricaceae
Source: RefSeq, a predicted model, not a curated record
CUGAGGCAAGUUUUCUUUCUCCAUCUUAGGGUUUUGAUUUCACUCGGCACUUUUAAUAAUACUCUCCCUGUUUGGUUGCUGCGGAAAUUGGCUGGGAAAAGAUUCGCUAUCUUUAUUUAUCCGAUUGGAGGCCAGUUCAAAAUGACAGAACCUUCCAAAGUCAUUCACGUCCGCAAUGUUGGGCAUGAAAUUUCAGAAAAUGAUUUGCUUCAGCUAUUCCAGCCUUUUGGAGUCAUAACUAAGCUUGUGAUGCUUAGAGCAAAAAAUCAGGCUCUUCUGCAAAUGCAGGAUAUUCCUUCAGCCAUCAGUGCUCUGCAGUUCUAUACAAAUGUUCAGCCAAGCAUAAGGGGAAGGAAUGUUUACGUUCAGUUCUCAUCACAUCAAGAAUUAACAACAAUGGAUCAAAAUUCUCAAGGACGAGGUGAUGAGCCAAAUCGAAUUCUCUUAGUUACAAUCCAUCACAUGCUAUAUCCUAUUACAGUGGACGUGCUUCAUCAAGUUUUUUCUCCUCAUGGAUUUGUGGAGAAGAUUGUCACGUUUCAGAAGUCAGCCGGUCAGCUUCUUCAAGUUUCCUUUCUGUCUCAUUUUCUAUUUUUCAAUUUUAACCCCACUAAACUUUAAAUGGGUGGUCAGAUGAACUUGACGCUUGCUUUUGUGGUACUUCAGAUUUCAUUGUUUCAUAAUUUAGUAAUAUGUCUAAAUUUUGGCUGACAGGUUGUCAGA